CUUCCCAUCACCAUCUCCUCCCCUCCUCCAUCAAUCCACUUACUGUAGCCUCCUCGUCUUCCCCUUCGCCCUUUCGGCCUCACCGCAAGCCUCGGCAUGGCGUCACCCCGCGAUGUGCCACUCCAUCCGGCCCAGCCCCCGAGCGUGGAGCUUCGGCUCCAAGCCCCCUUGACGCCCUAGCGCCCCGGCGCUUUCACCGUCUUGGGUUUGGCACCACACAGUUGGCGAUGCCGCCUCCGACGCCCUCUCCACCGAUCCCCGUCUCAGAAUGGGGACGGGACGCGGCCGAGCAUAUUUAAGACAAGCUUUCCUCGGCACAAGCUAUGUACUGCCUGCUUCCUCUUUCUGUUGAGCCCUGGAUCCACGACGUUUGAUCCACGACGGACAUAGACCAAUAUCUGGACGACAAGACCAACACCUUGGACAACUAGACGAACGACCCAUCCCUGUCUACCACCUCGCCAUCCCACCAUCACCGCUACCAUGUCUGAGAGCCUGCGUGUCGUCCUCGCCGAGAGGCCCAAGGCUGAAAUCAUCCCCGGCCAGACCUUCAAGACGGAGAAGCAGCCCAUCCCCCGCGAGCAGGAUCUCAAGGAUGGCGAGGUCCUCGUCGAGAACCUCUACCUCAGUCUCGACCCCGCCAUGCGUGGCUGGUUGAACGGUGCACAAGCGUCUACCUGCCCCUGUCAGAUUGGCGAGACGAUGCGUGGAGCCGCCGUCUCUCGUAUUCUCGCCUCCAAGUCUGACAAGGCCGCCGCUGGCGAUAUCAUCCCGACCUACGCUGGCUGGGCUGAGCACGCCAUUCUGCCGCCCGCCGCCAUCCAGCCCGCCGCUGCCUACCCGCCCAUCUCCCACCCCACCGACUACCUCUCUGUCCUCGGCACCACCGGCCUGACGGCCUACUUUGGCAUGCUCCAUAUUGGUGAGCCCAAGGCCGGCGAGACCGUCGUCGUCUCUGGUGCGGCCGGCGCUACGGGCAGCGUUGCCGGUCAGCUGGCCAAGAUUCGCGGCGCCCGCGUCAUUGGCAUUGCCGGCUCCGACGACAAGUGCAAGUGGUUGACUGACGACCUCGGCUUCGACGUCGCCAUCAACUACAAGGACCCUGAUUUCCGCAAGAAGUUCAAGGAGGCCACUCCCAACUUUGUCGACGUCUACUUUGACAAUGUUGGCGGUGCCGUCCUCGAGGCCGCCCUCGACCGCGCCAAGGAGCACGCCCGCUUCGUCAUCUGCGGCGCCAUCAGCCAGUACAACACAGCUACGCCAGCCGGCCCCAGGAACUACACGCAGAUCAUCACCAUGCGCAUCAAGAUGCAGGGCUUCAUCAUCCUCGACUUCGCCAAGGAGUUCCCCCAGGCGCGCAAGGACCUCGCCCAGUGGCUCGACGAGGGCAAGAUCAAGCGCAAGGACACGAUCGUGCAGGGCGGCCUCCAGGUCGCCGAGCAGGCCCUCGUGGACCUGUACAACGGUAUUAACACGGGCAAGAUGAUUGUCGAGAUCAAGAACCCGGCGCAGGCCAAGCUCUGA
Messenger RNA from Verticillium dahliae VdLs.17, 1524 nucleotides. RefSeq names its product NADP-dependent leukotriene B4 12-hydroxydehydrogenase. Gene Ontology annotation, molecular function: oxidoreductase activity, acting on the CH-CH group of donors, NAD or NADP as acceptor. The transcript is spliced from 3 exons. The record is from RefSeq and is a predicted model, not a curated record. Lineage: Eukaryota; Fungi; Ascomycota; Sordariomycetes; Glomerellales; Plectosphaerellaceae. Bases 484 to 1524 code for a protein of 346 amino acids.